UGAAAAUAAGUUUUCUAAUUUCUAGUCAAAGUGGGUUUUGUACUUUUAUAAAUAUACAGGUAUUGCUACCUAUAGCGAAGAAAAUUAUUUUUACGGUGAUGGAAUACAUUGGACAUGAUUUGAAGACAUUCAUGAAGGCAACGAAACUACCAUUUAGCCAAAGUGAAAUCAAAUGUCUUAUGCUCCAACUAUUGCAGUGCGUCAAGUUUCUACACGAAAAUCGCAUCAUUCACCGAGAUCUCAAGACAUCAAAUUUGCUUCUAAACGAUCGAGGGAAAUUAAAGAUUCGUCGAUCUAGGAGUCACCUGUCCCGGAAACCAGACACUAAUUUGGCUCCCGAAAUUCUAUUGGGAGCCACACAAUAUUCAACCGCAAUCGAUAUGUGGUCAACUGGUUGUAUCAUGGCUGAGAUGAUGUCUGUUGAUCCGCUCUUCAACGGAAAAACAGAAGCUCAUCAAAUUGACAAGAUUUUCAGAAUUCUUGGCACCCCGAAUGAGACCAUAUGGCCUGGAUUUUCUGUACUUCCUAGGGCGAACAAGUUCAAGUUUUCAAAGCAGUAUAAGCAGAAUAAUUUUUUAAGGAAAAUGUUUCCUGCUACGUCCUUCAUGGGGUUACCCGUACUAUCGGAUGCUGGCUUUGAUUUGUUGAAUAAGUUUCUAACUUAUGAUCCUGAGAAGAGAAUAACUGUCGAUGCUGCUUUGAACCAUGAGUGGUUUCGCGAAGUUCCUCUUGCUAAACCUAACGAAUUGAUGCCUGUUUUUCCUGCACAGGACGCGCAAGAUCAUACACCGAAAGCGAAGCAAGGAGGUGAAGCAACGGGAGACAGAUUCGGGUGACAGUUCAGUAGGAGCUAGAAUUAAUUAGCACUAAUUUUGUAUCUGAGAACGCGUUUUAUUUGGCAGUUUUUUUUUGGAUGUUUAAAUACUACUAUUGGAUGAGUUACUUUUUAUUGGAAGCACAUCACAUUAUGGCAGGGUAACAGCAUAAUCGUGAGAGAAAAAAAAUCUGACUAGAGAUUUGAUGCAAUGUUGCUUGAAGUGCCUUCGGGCAGAAGUAAUUUGUUGUUGCAAAAAGCUAUAAAUUUCUUUAA
Messenger RNA from Lycium ferocissimum, 1090 nucleotides. Its product is annotated as cyclin-dependent kinase G-2-like. Gene Ontology annotation, biological process: regulation of mitotic cell cycle; protein phosphorylation. Bases 99 to 836 code for a protein of 245 amino acids. Gene Ontology annotation, cellular component: nucleus. Gene Ontology annotation, molecular function: ATP binding; cyclin-dependent protein serine/threonine kinase activity. The transcript has a single exon. The record is from RefSeq and is a predicted model, not a curated record. Lineage: Eukaryota; Viridiplantae; Streptophyta; Magnoliopsida; Solanales; Solanaceae.